AUGUUCAGUGAAGCAGAAAGUGUUGUACUGUUGUGCAAAGGCCUUGUGACUAUCGAUAAGACUAAAAGAGUUGUAGAUACAGAAAUCUGAUAUCUUUCCAAGGCUUAUCGACUACUAAGUAGGCCAGCUAGUCAAUGAUUAGUUGCAGAAUGUAACAGAGAAAAGCCCCGAAUUUCACUGAUAUCUUCAACUGAAAUGGAGUCUGUUCGGCGGAGUAACGUAAACCUGUAAACUCAGGCCUAUUUUCAAGACGAGGACAGGCUGCUCUCAACAAAGCUGUCAAUUAUUAGAGCCGCACAGUUUCCGUAGAUUUGUGAAUUUUCCAUGGAAGUUAUAAAUACGUUCUAAAAAGAGAUAGCAUUGCCAGUAAACAUGGAAAAUGAAGAAGGUGUGGCGUUUAACCAGGCUAAAAACACAAACGGAAAUGUUGAACAGGACCAAAGGCCAUCUUACAGUAUCCCAGGAAUUUUGCAUUUUAUCCAACAUGAGUGGACACGAUUUGAGAUGGAAAGAGCACACUGGGAAGUGGAGCGUGCAGAGUUACAAGCACGAAUUGCAUUUCUUCAAGGUGAAAGAAGAGGACAAGAAAAUCUAAAAAGGGAUCUUGUGCGAAGAAUCAAAAUGUUAGAAUAUGCUCUGCGCCAAGAGAGGCAAAAGUUUCACAAGUUGAGAUAUGGAACAGAUCUCAAGUUGCCUGAUAUUAAUGAUGAGACUACAGAAGAAGAGCCUGAAGUUAGCAGCUCCAAUGAAAACCUUUCAAAAGCUACCAAUUUCAAUUACAGACAGGGAAGGCAGAUUCUGAGGCAAUACUUGCAAGAAAUUGGCUAUAUUGACAAAGUGGUAGAGUUGCGUUCAGCAAGAGUAAAAAUGUUGCUUGGCCUGACUUCAGAAGAAGCAAAUGGACCGACUGCUCCUGAAACAGUGGAACAAAAAUCUCAUUUGCAAAAUCACACUGCUCCAAGGGUGAUAGCUAGUAAACCAAACGAGCAGCUGACCCAGCCAGGCUCUGUAGAUGGUGAAAAGGAUAAAGACAUUGAGGAUGAGCUAGUGAAGAAAUCACCACAAUUUGCUGUGAAGCAACAAGUUAUUAAAAGUGUUCCCAACGAGUCCGAUGAUGCUGUCAUGGACAGCUUCAGUUUCCUUCAACGUGAAGGGCAGGAUGCCGCCGAGGAGGAGGCUGACGAUGGUGGCAAUGCAGAUGAUGAGUUGGAUGACAGAGAAUUCGAAGACAAUAGGCUGUCAAUCAAACGAACCAAACAAGAAAAUCAAAACGAUGUAAUCGAAAAAUUACCCCCGGAUGGAGCAGAAAUAAUGAAAGAAUUUGACUUUUUAGCACAAGAAGAGCAAAAGAAUGAAGCAAAUGAGAGAAGUGGCCAAGGUGGAACACAGGACGAGUGGCAUGUCGAUCAAGGCAAAUUACAGAAGCAAAUAGAGCAAUACAAAAACGAACGCAAAGCCAUGGGCAAGAAAGGGAAACGCCCAAACAAAAUGGCUUUGCAGUCAAUGCUUGCGAAACUAGAAGGCGAAGAAGAUGUGUCUUCUGCACAGGCGCCUUCUACGCCAGCUAUUCCCGCUAACCAGAAUAUCAGCCUUCCAAACUCAUCGCCGUUUCGCGAUGAUAUCGCCCCACUAGGUGAUGUUGCUCUACCCAGUAGCAACUAUGCAGCCCGACCUGUAACCCCAGGUCAGCUGAAAGACGCGCCAAACGAUGCAAUGGAGGUAGCUUUGAGAUUAGGUGACUUGGCUGACCUCACCGUUUCAAAUGAAGCAGGGCCGCUUUCUGUAGAUAUAAAUUCAAGAGAAGACAUUAGAAAAACUUGGUCACCAAAGUAUACUCUUAGAAGCCAUUUUGAUGGAGUUCGCUCGUUGGUUUUCCAUCCGUAUGAAUCUGCCUUGAUAACUGGAUCGGAAGAUCACACACUCAAGCUUUGGUCAUUGCAGCGCAAUUCACAAAUGAAAAAAGGAAAUAUUUCCGAUAUAGAGCCUGUAUAUACGUUUAGAGGACACAGCGGCCCAAUUCUUUGCUUAGCAUUGAACACCAGUGGUAGUGUUUGUUACAGCGGUGGCGUUGAUGCCACAAUCCAAUGGUGGAAUUUGCCUCCGUUAAUGUUAGAUUUGUUCGGCUCUUACGAUCCCAGCGUUGCUGGUGAAACGCUGGUUGCCCACACAGAUGCAGUAUGGGAUUUGGCCGUGCAGGCUGAGACCGACCGGUUGCUGUCUUGUUCCGCUGAUGGAACCUGUCGACUUUGGAAUGCGGAACUUAAGUCUCCCCUGCUUUGUACCUAUAGAGCAGAAAACGAGACUGGAAACCCGACAUCGGUCGCAUUCAGCACAACUGAUUCGGGGCAGAUGAUUGCAUCUUACACUUCGUCAGAAUGUGUCUGUUUUGAUUUAGAAACUGCAAAGAUUUCCUUGCGGUUAGACAGUGCUAAAACUUACAAUGGAACUCCGUUUACGCAGAUAAAUAAAGUGCUUCCGCAUCCCACUCUUCCAAUAGUUUUAACUGCACAUGAAGAUAGGCAUAUUAGAUUUUUUGAUAUUAAUACCGGUAAACAAAUUCAUACCAUGGUAGCGCACUUGGAUGCUGUGACAAGUUUGUCAAUCGACCCCACUGGUUUAUAUCUCUUAUCUGGAAGCCACGAUGGAUCGAUUCGACUAUGGAAUAUUGAAAAUAAAACUUGUAUUCAAGAAAUCACCGCCCAUAGGAAGAAAUUUGACGAGGCUGUCUUUGACGUUGCUUUCCACCCGUCGCAGCCGUUUAUCGCCAGCGGUGGGGCGGACGCGGUUGCUAAAGUAUUUGUUUAAAAGUAGGUACAUAUAGGCAUUAAUAAAUGAAGAUAGUUUUGAAUUAUCUGUUGCUGAUUCAUGUUAUGAGCUACCCAUGGAAAGGUAUUUUGGAGAGGCAGUUGGUCGAUUUGAUAUGAAGAAAAAACAAAAUUGAGAAUGGAACGAAAUACCGUGCAUGUAGUUUAUUAUUUUAUAUGUGGACAAGCAUUUAUUUUUCAAGAAAUAAUACGCAGGCAAUGCCAGUUCCGCCCGCCAAAGCACAGCAGUGACAUUGAAGUCGAAAUAGCAAAGCAUGUUGUAUAUCAGAAAACAAUGGAAGCUUGUAUUGAUUGGGUGAAUUUUGUCACAUGACCUAUCCAUAAGUUUGUCUCAACUGGGUCCAGAAAAACUCAAGAAGUCUUGUUCCUGCUGAGGCUAUGAUAAGGCAAGGUGAAGAAGAUGAGCAUUUAUGGAAAACCAAUUAUGUUGACAACAAUAGAUUCUUUCUUUGAUUUACACCGGAAGCUGUCAUAUGAUGUCAAUCUUAGUGACAUGUCGAGCGCGUUCUCCAGAUCAAAGUUUUGAGGGCAUGAUUCAAAAUUUUUGACAACAAGCAAAAUCGGACGUCUGCUGUCUCACUAUAUAAACUGCCUUGUGAUUCAAACACAAUGACAAUAUGAAAAUUCUUCGCUAACGAAUUCUUGUAAAGGAAAUAGUUUAAAGAUUUCUUCUCUGAUAUUGAAACUAUAAAACUGAGACAGCGUUGAUUCUAGAGAACUGGGUAAGCUGGCAAUAACUGAUAUUCUUUCGUGAGGAGAGAAAGCGAGUAACAACUGGUCUUCUCUUCUUUUAGGAUGAUAAUGUAUGCAGAUUGUUAUGUUGCUUGUUUGAAGUAUUUUUAAAAAAUCCAAUGUGUUGAAAACUGCACAGAAUAAGGUUUUAGGAUACACCCCUGUUACUGCAAAAUUCAGAGGUGCCAAAAAAUUAUUUGCUUUAAUCAAGUUUAACGAGCCUACUUUUUGUUUGUAUAUGAUAAAAACCCGUUAUGUUUUUAUGAAAAAUGUUAAGAUAGCUCCUGGCAAUGGUUAAUCAAAAAACCGUACAAGUUUGUCAUACAAAAAGUCUGGAAUGAGAUUGACAGUCGUUUUCAAAAGCCAGCCUCGCUUUCGCACAUAACUUAUCCUCCAUUCUUAGCAAUAUGAUAUGAAGACUUUAGAACCAUUUAAUGUAAUCUCUUCAAGUUCUAACUAUUCGUUGUAAAUUUAAAUAUUGUUCCUAUAUUUUAUUAUCUACGCUUCAAGUCUGUGAAGUUCUUUUUGCAUUACUUUUGUGCAGUUGCAUCGAGUGUCCUGAAUCUGUAACAGAACAAUUUUGAAAUGAAGAGCCUGUUGCUUUGCCAUGAAACAAAUUCACCUUGUUCCUUGUUUUUUUCACAUUUGCUCAACAUUAUUUAUAAUGAGUGGCUAAAUUUCUAAGAUUUUUUAAAUCAGAUUACUUUUCUAAAUGAAAGAAAAAUAUCCUCAUGAAAACAUUAGGAAUUAUCGAGAAUACCAUAAAUCCGUUGUCAAUGACAAGAAACUCCUUGUAUCAAAAGAGACACAUUAUUCCUAGCCUUCCUCAAUGUCCUUUGUUUUGCUCGGCAGACUUCCCCUUUUAGGAAACCUCAGUACAACCUACUCUCACCAACCAAGGAUCAUUUCAAUUCAGAAUUAGAGAGGCCUGAUUGGUAGAAAACACACUGUUUUUAACUAAGUUUGGUUCCCCAAUAAUUCUGUUUAAAGAAAAUCCUUUGUACAUUUUUUCUUUUCUCGCUGUUUUUGGUAGUAACCGAUCGUCAAAUUUCAGCACAUCGAGAUCAUGUCAUAAAACUGUUGCUAGAUUUGAAAUUUCAAUACUCACUUGAAAAGUAAACAUGCGAUCACUUAUGUUGUAAACUUCCAUGUUCGAUGGUAAAUUUUUAAGAAGCUCAUUAUGUCGUGUAGAAAAAUAAUUUGAUGAUUUUUAUUAAUAGUCGUGAAUUGAAUCGCUCGCUAACUGUGUCA
Messenger RNA from Rhopilema esculentum, 4808 nucleotides. RefSeq names its product striatin. NCBI's taxonomy places the organism in Eukaryota, Metazoa, Cnidaria, Scyphozoa, Rhizostomeae, Rhizostomatidae. Gene Ontology annotation, molecular function: protein binding. The record is from RefSeq and is a predicted model, not a curated record.